Molecule: messenger RNA, 1484 nt
Organism: Brassica oleracea var. oleracea
Lineage: Eukaryota; Viridiplantae; Streptophyta; Magnoliopsida; Brassicales; Brassicaceae
Product: probable purine permease 16
Exons: 1
Coding region: 339-1478 (379 amino acids)
Cellular component (GO): membrane
Molecular function (GO): purine nucleoside transmembrane transporter activity
Source: RefSeq, a predicted model, not a curated record
UCUCGAAGGGGAGAGCUAAUUACAGCUGGGAACGAGUUAAGAUGACUUUUAGACUUGUCUUUUGCCGGCAAUAUGCCCCCUUUGAUAACAUAAAUAAAUAAAUAAAUAAAAAAAACCAAUCUUACAGCUAAUUGAUGGGAUCAUACUUAUUCAAAGCAAGUUUGAGUCAAAAGCAUAUGACAAUUUCGUGACCAAUACUUCUCUCUUCUUUCUCUUUCCACUGAUUGAAAUGUGUGUCUGCACGUUUAACCACUCAUGAGGAAUGAGGUCCAACCUCCACGCCACGGUUUAUAACAUUAAUAUCUGCGCAUUUGCAAAAUCCAAGAAGAAGAAGACUCAUGGAGGAGUUUCGAGGUCCAGAACCAGGACGUCACAACACGAGCGAGAUUCGAUCCCAACGCAAAUGGUGGAUCUCUGUUUUCUUCUGCGGCUUCUUGAUCUUAACCGGAGACUCUCUCGUCAUGCUUCUCUUGAACUUCUACUACGUCCAAAACAAUCGCUCAGAGAAUGACCAGUACCAACAGUACAGAGGAACAUGGACGCAAGCUCUCAUUCAAAACGUCGCCUUCCCCAUCCUGAUUCCACUCUUCUUCAUCUUACCAAAACCGGAAACAGUCUCUGAUCAAACCAACACUCGCCAUCCUCCCUUUCUUCGUGUUCUUUUGCUAUACCUUUCUCUCGGUGUUCUUGUGUCUGUUUACAGCAAGCUAUACGCACUAGCCAGAUUAUACGUAGGUUGGGGUAUCUUGGUACCUGCUCAGCUUAUUCUAACCUCCCUCUUCUCAGCUUUCAUAAACCGUCUCAAGUUCAACAGAUGGAUCAUCAUAUCAAUCAUCUUCACUCUUGCAGCUGACUUCUUCUGCGCACCUGCGUUUUCCGGGACUCCUACUGAAGAUGAAUCUUAUACUUACGGCAUCAAGGCUUGGUUGAUACUCAUAUUCCCUACUCUCGCCUUCUCCUUGUCCCUUUCCCUAACGCAGCUCGGCUUCGAGAGAGUCCUGGCCAAGACAAAGAGGUAUGGUGGUAGCAAUAAGAAAGUGUUCCGGAUGGUGCUGGAGAUGCAAAUCUUUGUUUCCUUCGUUGCCACGCUCAUUUGCCUUGUGGGGCUGUUUGUUAGCGGUGAGUUCAAGGAGUUAAAGGGAGAGAGCGAGAGGUUUAAGAAAGGGAGAACUUACUAUAGUCUGAGUUUGGUGGGGCUAGCUCUCUCUUGGCAGGUUUGGGCGGUGGGGCUGUUAGGUCUGGUGCUCUCGGUGUCAGGUUUAUUCGCUGAUGUUGUUCACAUGUGCGCUUCACCUGUUGUGGCUCUGCUUGUUGUUUUAGCUUUUGAUUUCAAGGAUGAUGACUUUGGUUGGCAGAGAAGAGGUGCUCUGUUAGGAUCAGUCUUGGCUUUAGCUUGUUACUUCUAUUACCUGCACAAAACAAAGAAGAAGGAGAUGGCAGAGCUGAACAAAAGAGACAACAACAGCGAAGAAGCUUAGUCUCUC